AGAGAGAGAAAGGGGAAGGGCGGGAUCCAGCUAGCUAGUUGAUGUCUUCUUUUAGGGUUUCCUUCUUUUCUCCAUAUCUCUAUUCUUUAUUGAUUGUUUAAAUUUUGAACUGUUUAAUAUUAAUUCUUAUUAUAUAUACAGUUAUUAUUUCUUUCUCUGUGUCCUUCUGGCAACUCUCCCUCCGUUCUUUCUCCUCGCACAGAGAGCUUCCACACCAGGAGGUCUCCCAAACCUGUCGAACUGUUCCCAAGUUUCAGAAUAUCCAGAAGGGCCAAAACCUAAAGAAAACUGUGUUAGUGUGUUACUGUUUCGACAUUCUCCAUCAAUCUCUCGCGCUCUUUCUCUGUCUCUCACACACACACUAUCUUUUCCUGCUUUUCUUUUUCUUUCUUUUGUUUGAGGGGGCCCUGAGAUUGCAAAUCCAGCGAACCCAACUUCUUAUUAUUAAACCUUCUUGACGCAGCAACCGCUAUCUCUAAAUCUUGUCGCUCCAGCCUUACCUAUUUUGUGGUUCAUAGCUCUUCUCUGUCUCUAUCUGUCCCCCAAUCUUGCUAUCUGCUAUUUCAAGUUGUUCGAAUGGCUGAAGAUUUGGACGACGGAGAGUUUUGGCUCCCCGCGCAGUUCCUCACCGAUGAUGAUAUGCUUAUGGAUGGCAAGGACCGGAAGAGCCACAUCGGUGGUGCUUUUGCUGAUGGAGUUAGGGUUUCAUUCCCUUCCGAGUUCCCUUAUGGGGUUUCUUCUGCUCUAAGCUCUCCGGUAGAGUCAGUGGUGAGUUCUACUGAGACUGAGAGCGAUGAGGAUGAUCCCAUGGGAGGCUUGACUCUCCAGAUGGCUCGCUCUAUGCUUCAUGAACAUGACCAGAGCACCGGCCCUGCUUUUGGCACUGAAAACUCCAAGGCUUGGGUUUUAUCUGGUUCGCCCCAAUCAACUUUGUGCGCAUUUGGAAGCUUGUCGGCAUGCAGUGCUGGCUCCAGUCGGGGAAGCCCAAACGGGCCCUCUCAGGUUUGUUCGCCGCCUUCAACGCCGAUGCAUGGAAAAGAUGAUGCCUGGGAUCUGCUUUAUGCCGCCGCAGGGCAAGUCGUGAGGAUGAAGAUGAACGAUGAAGCACCCAAGUGCCACCAGGGACGAGGGCUUUUGGGUCCACCCAGAAAAUCUUCUUCAAUCGUUCCGCCUUUGAGAAACCCUAAUGUGAGUAUGUACUCGAAUCAGGCCUUCACACCCCAGCAGUUACAGUCAAAUCAGCUUCAACAGUUGAAACAGCAGCAAAUAAUGAAGCAGCAGCAGCAGUGCUCCUCUGCUUGGGGAAAACAGGGGAAGGUAGUAGGAACCGCGCAGCAACACCAGCAACAGGUUUCUAACAGAGCAACCAGACCUGGCGGGUUCAGCAACGCCAGAUGUGGCCGUCCUCUGGAUCUGUCAUCCUCUGCUUGGCCACCGCUGCAACCUCAGCCACAGCAUCAACAUCAGCAGCCGCAUCCACAUCCGCAUCAUCAUAAUGCGGGCUCUGGCAUGAGAGCUGUUUUUCUUGGAGGUCCUGAUUCCAGGAGGGAGUCUUCUGGUACUGGGGUUUUCUUGCCUCGUAGAAUCGGUAGUCCAGCGGAGUUGCGCAAAAAGCCAGCAUGUUCGACGGUUUUGGUGCCAGCAAGAGUGGUCCAGGCCCUGAAUUUGAAUUUUGAUGAAAUGGGUUCUCAGCCGCGCUUCGCUGGAGGAUAUUCUUAUGAUCAUGGCAGGAAGCAAUGCAGUGUUAUGUCAGCAGAAGCUGAGUCUAAGAACUCAGGCAGGGAUGGACCAUGAGAUACGCCUUCCUACUGAGUGGACGUAUUGAGCUCCAUACGUCCCUACUCUUGUGUCCUUUUGGUUUUACUAAUCCCAUACUACUAGGGUUUUUUUUUCUUGGUUUUUUGUUUUUUUGGGAUGGAAGAAAGAAAAAGGAAAAGGAACUGGAAACUUUAGAAAGAGAAGGGAGAAAAAGAAAAGGAAAAAAAAGUAAAGAAAGGAGGAGAAGGAAAGAAAGAAGGUUAGAGGGGUUCUUUGUAGGGAUAUUUUUUUAUUUUGCUAAAAAGAUUCGAUGAAGUUUUGGAAGAUGAAGAAAUGUUUGUUAGUAGUAUUAGGUAUAUGAAGAUGGGAUAAGAAGGAGAAGAAUAAUUCCUGAUUUUGCUGAAGAUGAUCCGACUGUGUUUUUUGUUUUUGGUUGGCUUUGGCUAUCUGAAGUGAAAAAGAAGAAAGUUCUAGUCUAUAGCAUUACCCCUACAUGGCCAGUUAUAUGUAUAAUGUAAUAAAAGGAACGGUUUCUUGUGCGUUA
Molecule: messenger RNA, 2302 nt
Organism: Macadamia integrifolia
Lineage: Eukaryota; Viridiplantae; Streptophyta; Magnoliopsida; Proteales; Proteaceae
Exons: 5
Coding region: 577-1794 (405 amino acids)
Source: RefSeq, a predicted model, not a curated record